Messenger RNA from Stegodyphus dumicola, 1055 nucleotides. Its product is annotated as phosphatidylinositol 3-kinase regulatory subunit alpha-like. The record is from RefSeq and is a predicted model, not a curated record. NCBI's taxonomy places the organism in Eukaryota, Metazoa, Arthropoda, Arachnida, Araneae, Eresidae. Gene Ontology annotation, molecular function: protein binding. Gene Ontology annotation, biological process: signal transduction.
CGCAACGCCUCUCAUUCUAGGGAAGAUGGAGGUAAACGAAGUUAUCUUCUGCUAGAAAUUUGAAAACAAUGUGUGCUAAAACUAACAUUAUACCUAAAAUAUGAAUCAUUAUCUGUCUGGUCUAGUAACUCAAGUCAUUGUCAUCACAAUCAAUGAUUUGGAAUACUGCAGUAAGUAAUACUGGAUACCAAAUAUGCAAUACUUCAAGCAGUUGCAGUCUACAUAUGUACUGUUCCCUGUUUUAUAUUCUUUUAUAAGGACAAUCAGCUGAAAUUUGUUUGUGUGCUGAGAUGAAUUGGAGGUACUUAUUCCAGUGUCAUAAACCACCACCUAUGUAAUCUGUUGUGCUUAAAAAAAUUACCAAAGCAUAGAUUGAUGUUAUGGGUGAGAUAGCAUUCUAUCGUUCUCAGUAUAAGUAUGUAAAAGGGGAUGACUCGGAGAUAUCACUAGAAGUUGGUGAUGUCCUCGAAGUUAAGAAACCUUUCCAGUUUACAUUGGAAGGAACAGAAGAAAACCCUGAAGGCUGGAUUCUUGGCAGAAAUCAGAGAACAAAUGAAUGUGGAUAUUUUCCAGGAACAUUCGUUGAAUACCUUAGAACUGAGGUAUUGGCUCCACCGACUCCAGUACCCCAAAGACCAGUUCCUCGACCUGAACCAGUGACAAGAAAUAUUGAAGAAAAUAAUGAUUCAGGUUAUGUUGGAUCUCCAGCUGUAGCUGCUGCUGCUGCUAGUGCCAGUUUGAUUAGACGGCCAUUUUAUCAACACAGCCUUGUGAAUGUCUACUUUCUAACUCCAGUGCUAUGCAGGCAUUCCAUUCCUAUCACUCCUGACCAUCAACAUGACUAGAUGUCACACCUCCUCUGUGAUCAUAUAGCCAAAGUUCAUUCUUUGGUCCAACCUCCUGGAUAGAAGUCAGUUAUUCGAGUUUUGACCUAUGAUCAUGCAGCAUGCCACUUCACAUCUCUCAUGAGAUAAUGGUUUGUCAUUUAUCCACGUUGCUGUCAUGAAUCAUUAGCAAUUACACAUUUUUCUAUGCCAUGGAAAAUGUAUCAGAUA